Messenger RNA from Closterium sp. NIES-65, 483 nucleotides. Lineage: Eukaryota; Viridiplantae; Streptophyta; Zygnematophyceae; Desmidiales; Closteriaceae. The record is from the annotation of a GenBank genome assembly.
AUGUCGGAAGAGAAGUGGAAACCACUUGCUGGGAGGAAGCUGGACGCAGAGGCCGCGGCUGAGCUUGCGGCUGACUGGUCAGAGGUAGAGGUGAAGCAGGCUAUCAAAGCGCUCGCGGACGGCAAAUCCCCUGGGAAGGAUGGACUCCCUAAAGAGCUCUUUGAAAAGCAUUGGGACGUUCUUGGCAAGGAAUUUCUCCGCAUGGCGCAAUCUUUCGCCGCUUCUGCAUCUAUUCCUACAAGCAUCAAGGAAGCGGUGACCAUCCUGCUCCAUAAAAAAGGCGAGAAGGAGAACCUGGAUACCUACCGCCCAAUCACAUUACUGAAUUUUACGUACAAGGUGUUGGCGUGGGUGGUGGCGAAUAGGAUGAAACCGCACCUGCACAAGGUGAUUUCGGCGGAGCAGUAUGGUUUUAUACCCGGCAGGAGAAUUUCAGAUGCCAUCGGCGUGGUUGCUGACGUUAUUGAUUGUCCUCGCCUUUGA